AUGUCUCAUGGCACACUAUGCGAUCAUCUUUACAAGUCUCAGAAUCCACCUUUGCCAUGGAACCUAAGGCUCAAGAUUUGCAUUGGGGCUGCACGAGGACUACAUUACCUUCAUACAGGUGUAAAGUAUUCAAUCAUUCACCGUGAUGUGAAGACAGCCAACAUAUUGUUAAAUGACGAAUGGGUAGCCAAGAUUGCAGAUUUUGGGUUAUCAAGGGUAGGCCCCACCACAGCCUCAUGCGAACACGUUUACACUGAGGUGAAGGGUACUUUCGGAUAUUUAGAUCCCGAGUAUUACAAGCAUCGUAAACUGACUGACAAAGCCGAUGUUUAUUCUUUUGGAGUGGUGUUGUUUGAGGUGUUGUGUGGAAGGCCUGCUGUGAAACAUGUGAUAUCAAUUGUAGAUGAAGAAGAUCACGAGAGGGCUUCCUUAGUUGAGUGGGCACUCCGUUGCUAUCGAAAUGGAACCAUUGAUCGGAUGAUUGACCAUCAUCUAAGAGGAAAGAUAGCACCUCAGUGUUUAACUGUGUUUGUGGAUGUCGCAGUGAAGUGCUUGGCUGAAACAGGAUCUAAACGGCCAUCAAUGAGUGAUGUAUAUUGA
Messenger RNA from Camellia sinensis, 600 nucleotides. Lineage: Eukaryota; Viridiplantae; Streptophyta; Magnoliopsida; Ericales; Theaceae. The record is from RefSeq and is a predicted model, not a curated record.